AUGGACCACGACUCUCUCCGCUACAUCCCUCUCUGCUACGAUAGCACCGACUCGCACAAUUCUGCUCUGCGCCUCAUCCUCACCCUCAGGCCCGAAUGGGAGCAGUCACAAGACACGAUUGAAUUCGUCCGUUUCACUGAUGGAAUCACCAACACUCUCUUGAAGGCCAUCAACAAGCUGCCCGGCUGGUCCGAGGAGCAGAUCGACCGCGAGGCCGUGCUGAUGCGAGCGUAUGGCCGGGGAACAGACGUCUUAAUAGACAGGGAAAGAGAAACGCGGUCACACAACCUGCUCGCCAGGCACAACCUUGCCCCUCCACUUUUCGCUCGCUUCGAGAAUGGUCUGCUAUACAAGUUCAUUGAGGGCAGUGUUUGUGCGCCCUCUGACCUACGCCGCCAGGAAGUCUACCGUGGAGUCGCGCGGCGCCUCGCACAAUGGCACGCGACACUCCCCAUCGCGAGCAUUAUACAGGAGAUACCCCCAGCUGACCAGGAAAUGGAUGCUCGACGCAGCCAUGGACGCAAGGCAUCUUGGCUGGUAGCGAUUGACAACAUCACUCCGGACAAGCCUUCACCCAAUCUCUGGACCGUGAUGCAGAAAUGGAUCCAUGAACUGCCCCAUGACUCUGAUAUUGAGAAGAAGCGCAAGGCCAGUCUACAGUCAGAAUUGAAGUGGCUCUUGGGCCGUCUCGGCGACACGCCUGGGAUCAGCUCAAACCCUCUCGUGUUCAGCCACUGUGACCUUCUGUCCGGAAACGUGAUCGUCGAACCACAACCCUCUUCCGGCGCGUCGCCCACAUCUACCACCGAGUCCAACGCAACUGAUGCCUCCACGGAUGCCGUCGGCGUCGACUUCAUCGACUACGAAUAUGCCACGCCGGCACCUGCUGCUUUUGACAUCAGCAACCACUUUGCCGAGUGGGGUGGUUUCGACUGCGACUACAACGCUAUGCCGACGCGCUCUGAGCGCCGUGAAUUCCUCCGCGAAUACGUAUUGUCGUACAGCUCGCAUCUGCCACAGCCGCUUUCCGAAACCGAGAUGGAGCGUAGCGCAGAGCAACUUUUCCGCGAGGUCGACAGCUUCCGAGGCGUGCCCGGCUUCUAUUGGGGCAUCUGGGCGCUUAUUCAGGCCAAAAUCAGCCAAAUCGACUUUGAUUAUGCCAGCUAUGCCGAAAUCCGUCUUGGCGAAUACUGGGCCUGGAAGGACGAGCUGCUGGGUACGAGGUCAGGUGAGCUAUCGCUGAGAGAGAAGAGGUGGGCCGAGGAAUGA
Molecule: messenger RNA, 1269 nt
Organism: Aplosporella prunicola CBS 121167
Lineage: Eukaryota; Fungi; Ascomycota; Dothideomycetes; Botryosphaeriales; Aplosporellaceae
Exons: 3
Coding region: 1-1269 (422 amino acids)
Biological process (GO): phosphatidylethanolamine biosynthetic process; phosphatidylcholine biosynthetic process
Cellular component (GO): cytoplasm
Molecular function (GO): ethanolamine kinase activity; choline kinase activity
Source: RefSeq, a predicted model, not a curated record